AUGGCGGGAGAGAAUCGGAAAGAUCGAGGUGUUUCGUCUGAAGUCGCGAUUCCCUCCGGUUUGAACCGGAUCAAGACUCGGUUAGCUUCGUCAGGUCCGAGACCUGAAGAUUCCUCCGAUUCCGUUCCGCAGCCUCCUUUAAACCGCACGCAGAAAACUAUUGUUCCUCGUAGAACCACUGGCUCUUCCAAAAAAGAGCGUAAAGGAAAAAAGUUGUCGAGGUGGCUUGCUUCAUAUAAACCCAAACAUUCUGGAAACCCUCCCAAAGAUGGUUGCUCUAGUAGUGAGGGUGUUAACUUAAAAGUCAAGACCUCUCGUAAAGACGAGGAGAGGAUGAUCAAGUUAUCUGAAACUAACCUUCCCUCUAGCAAGGUGUCAAUGGGUAUAAAGAGCUUUUCACAUGAAUUAGGGCCAAGGGGUGGUGUUCAAACUUCCCACCCUCGCCCGCACAGCUACAACGAUCUGAAGGAACUUCUGGGCUCACUUCACUCGAGAUUUGAUGUUGCUAAGGAGCUUGUAGAUAAGAAGCUAGAUGACUUUGUCAUAGAUGUGGAAGAGGCUAUAGAGAAAAUAGACCCAUCAUGCCCUGAAGAUCGAGAAAUGACAGAGGAAUUACUUAAUUUGGCUCAAGCCUGUAUAGAGAUGACAUCUGCUCAACUUCGUGCUACUUGUGAAUCUAUUGUCCAAGACUUGACUAGGAAAAGGAAACAGUGCCAAGCAGGACUUGUGAAGUGGUUGUUUUCUCAGUUGCUUUUUAUAUUGACUCAUUGUACAAGGGUUGUGAUGUUUCAGAAGGAGACUGAGCCAAUUGAUGAGAGCUCCUUCCGAAAAUUUAAGGAAUGUUUAGAAAGCAUCCCUGCUGUGGAAACAAGUUGGGUUUCCACUGCUAGAGUGGCUGAUUGUGGUUCCGGCUGUCAUAGGAACGAAGCUGGACAAAAUCUCAAGACGCGAGAUAAAGAAUCUUUGGACUCAGAGACUACUUUUGGUUAUGCUAUACAAGAUGAUCAGAGAAAUAAUGCUGCUAGAGAAGGUUAUGCCGCUUCUAAACAGGGACGUCGAUCGCAGAAACCCCUAUAUGAUAGUAAAGUCGUAGAACAAAGAUUUUAUUUAAGUGAUGAGUAUCAAGAUAAGAUGCCAAAUGAGCCUGGAAAAGAGUUAUGUGGAUCUGAUUCUGUAAUCUGCAGGAUAUGUGAGGUAGAAGUUCCUCUCUCCCAUCUGGAACCGCACUCUUACAUAUGCGCAUAUGCAGAUAAAUGUGAAAUAAAUUGUUUGGAUGUUGAUGAGCGCCUUUUGAAACUUGAGGAGAUACUGGAACAGAUUAUUGAUUCACGAAGUUUAAACUCCUUUGCGCAAGCUGGUGGCUUGGAAAACUCAGUUUUGCAGAACUCUGGAGUGGCAUCUGAAGGUUGUUCUCCUAAGAUGAAUGAAUGGCGUAAUAAAGGUGUUGAAGGAAUGUUUGAGGAUCUACACGAGAUGGACACCGCUUUCAUAGAUGAGUCUUACACAUAUCCUAUUAAUCUGAAGAGCCAUGUAGGGGCUAAAUUUUGCAAUCAUGGCACAUCAUCAUCAACUGGUAGCAUCACAUCAGUAUCUUCAACAAAUACCCCCAGAACAAGUCACUUUGACUCUUAUUGGCUAGAACGGCAUAGUCCAGAGCAAGAGGAUCUUCAACUGAUGAUGGAUCUUUCAGAUAUUGCCCGCUGUGGAGCAAGCACAGAUAUCUCCAAAGAGGGAUCUUUUGACUAUUUGCUUGCCUGCAUGCAAGACGUACAGGCUGUUUUGAAGCAGGGCAAGCUUAAAGCACUUGUAAUAGAUACUUUUGGUGGGCGGAUCGAGAAACUUCUUUGCGAGAAAUAUAUUUAUGCUUGUGAUUUGAAUGCUGAUAAAAGUUCAAUGGGUGACGUAAAAGAUAGUGAAACUGUCGUGGAGCAUGCAUCCCAAGGGUACUCAGUGACUACACCACAUUUACUUCAAAAAGAUAGGACAAGCAUAGAUGACUUUGAGACUAUCAAACGAAUAAACAGAGGGGCCUUUGGUAAAGUCUUUCUUGCGCGCAAAAGAACAACAGGGGACUUUUUUGCCAUUAAGGUACUGAAGAAGUUGGAUAUGAUAAGGAAAAAUGAUAUUGAGCGGAUAUUGGCAGAGCGAAAUAUACUAAUAACUGUCAGAAAUCCCUUUAUGGUUAGAUUUUUUUAUUCGUUUACCUGCAGAGAUAACCUCUACUUGGUAAUGGAAUAUCUUAAUGGGGGUGAUCUAUACUCUCUGCUCCAGAAAGUUGGCUGCCUUGAAGAUGACGUUGCUCGUAUAUACAUUGCGGAACUGGUUCUUGCAUUGGAGUACCUCCAUUCUCUGAAAAUUGUGCACCGUGAUCUAAAGCCUGAUAACCUGUUAAUCGCUCAUAAUGGGCACAUAAAGCUAACAGACUUUGGGCUAUCAAAGAUCGGUCUUAUAAACAACACAAUUGAUUUAUCUGGACAUGAGUCAGAUGCAACGCCAAGAACAACUUCUCAUCAUUUUCUAAAGAGCCAAGAAGAAGAAAGAGUUCGGCGUUCCGCUGUUGGGACACCUGACUACUUGGCGCCAGAAAUCCUUCUUGGAACCGAACACGGUUAUGCUGCGGAUUGGUGGUCUGUGGGAAUCAUCUUGUUUGAACUGAUAACUGGAAUCCCACCUUUUACAGCAUCCCGCCCAGAGAUAAUAUUUGACAACAUCCUCAACGGAAAAAUUCCGUGGCCAGAUGUGCCUGGUGAAAUGUCAUAUGAAGCUCAGGAUUUGAUUAACAGGUUGCUUGUCCAUGAGCCAGAAAAGCGACUGGGGGCUAAUGGGGCUGCAGAGGUUAAGGCACAUCCCUUCUUUCAAGGAGUUGACUGGGAAAAUCUUACUGUGCAAAAGGCUGCAUUUGUACCGCUGACAGAGAGUAUCGUUGACACAAGCUAUUUCGUAUCACGGUUCAGUGAAAAGAGUUGCAGCGAUUCUGACAGUGACAACAACAGCGAAUCAUAUCCAAAUUCAGGAGAUGAGUUGGAUGAAUGCACCAACCUGGCGGAUUUUGAUUCUCCACCUUAUUAUCUCUCCCUCAUUAACUUUUCGUUCAAGAAUUUGUCACAAUUGGCUUCAAUCAAUCAUGAUGUGCUAUUGCAAAAGGAUCCAGCCAAAGGAGGAGGAGGCUCACCCUUUAAAAGUCAUGGAACGUAG
Molecule: messenger RNA, 3195 nt
Organism: Arabis nemorensis
Lineage: Eukaryota; Viridiplantae; Streptophyta; Magnoliopsida; Brassicales; Brassicaceae
Source: the annotation of a GenBank genome assembly